AUGCCACCAAAGAAAGAUGCAUUUGCUGAUCUAUUUCAAUCAGCAAGUAGUACCAAGAACAAUGGUGUCAAUUCGCGACUCAAUAAAUUAUCAUUGUCUGAACGUCAAAAGUUGGAGCAACAACAGCAACAACAACAGAAGCAGAACACUCAAUCAUUGAAUUCAAGUUGGUCCAAUUUGGAUAUCUUGUCACCCCAACAGACCAUAAACAAUGGAUCCCAAGUGUCAAGUGUCCGACUGUCGAAUCCUACUAGUACUAUAGGAUCGGUAUCCAAUACUCCGACGGCUGCCCAAGGUGAUGACGAUCCAUUUGCCAUCUUUACCAAGCCUAGCAAUGGUAAGGUAAAUACUUCCACAAUCAAUACUGUGAGUACCCAACCGAGCGUUGCCAAACCUCAAGGAAUGUCGUUGCUAGAUGAUGAUUUUACAGACUUGUUUCCUGAACAAAAGCAACAACAGAAGCAACAAAACCAGCCAGUGGAGACAGAUAAACCACCUAUACCAGAAGCAAUACGAACUAAAUCAGAUGUGUCCUAUACUAGCGCCAAUAGAACUAAUGCAUCUACUCCUAGGUCUACAAAUGGGGAUGCAUCAUCCAAAGAUCAUACAAUUGCUGAGCUUAUUGAUAUAGGUUUCACUAUUGAGGAUGCCAACGAUGCAAUUGCUCAUUCAGGUACUGACUUACAAAAAUGUGUCAACUACAUCAUGAAAAAAAAUACAUCACAAACACAAUCAAGGACCAACUCCAGACCCAGUGAAUUUGAUGAAAGUGACGAUUCCAUCCUCGGUAAACGUCCAGAUUCAAUUGAUUUCAAUGAACUAGGCAACAACUUAUUCCAAAAAGCAAAUACAUUUAUCAAUUUCUCCAAAAGAAAAGUGAUGGAAAAUAUUGAACAUUUAAACCAAGGAGGUUCACCAUUUGAUUUAGGACGGAAUUCCAAAAAUGGGUCGCAAUCACCAAAUCUUCCUGAAUGGAUGAGAAAUCAAGCGAAAUAUAAAUCACAAGCUUAUGAAAAGAAAUUUGGUGGUGAAGAUUAUGGAGAAGAUGAAGAUAAUAUCAAUCAGGAGGAAAUUGAUAGGUUUAUGCGUACUCAAAAGGAAAAAGAGAGACAGAGGUUGAGACAGAGAUUUGAACAGAAACAAAGUGGUGUAGAUAGUGGGGAAGAGAAUGGAAUGAGACGCGAUAGCGCGUCUCCUUCAGGUGUUUCGUCGAAGAGUUCUAUCUCGAAAGAGUCUUCACCAGCUCCUGCAAAACCACCAAGACCUACAGUUAGGAAUAGUGCUGGAGUUUGUGUACCACAAAAGCCGGUCUCUUCUGUAAGUCAAAACCAAAAGUCACCAGUAGUGAAUUCCCCAAUCAAAAAGGAAGCAACUCCAGUUGAGGAAGUUGAUUUGUUAGGUAUAUCAUCCACUUCAGGACCACAACAAACUGCAUCUUCCUCUACACCAUCCAACUUACGUGAUACUAGUCCAUUAAAUCAAUUUAUUGAAACUGAUUACAUUAUACAUAAAACCAAAGCCACCGAAGCUUUCAAGACAGGGGAUUAUACAACUGCAUUGGAAUCAUACAAUAAAUGUCUUUCAACUUUACCACCAAAACAUGAAUUACGAGUAGUUAUGAAUUCUAAUUUAGCAUUGACUAAUAAACUACAGGGGCAUUUGAAACAGAGUUUGGAAAAUGUUGAACAAGCUUUACUGUUGAUGCAAUUGGAUGAAUGUGAAAGUAACCAAGUUCCACAAUUAGCGGGCAAGUCAGUUAAAUAUUGGUAUUUGAAAGUGAUGAUUGUUAAAGCAGAGGUAUUGGAAUUAUUAGAAAAAUAUGAGUUGGCAUUGGAAAGUUAUAAUUUGUUGAUGCAAAAGUUGGGAUGUAUGGAUAAAAAAGUUAUGGAUGGGAAAAGAAGGGUUGAUAGGAUAGUUAAUCCUGAUAAUUAUAAACCAAAACCAACUGCAUCUAAGUCAACCAGCAAAAGAGCAACUCCAAAACCGGUCUUAACUUCAACUCCAACUCCCACAACAAAGCCAAAGCCAAAGCCAAAACCUACUGAAGUAGAGCUAGAUCCAUUAGUAGUUGAUGAAAUCAAUAAUUCAAUAACUCAAUGGUCCCAACAAAAAAACAAUGAUUUACGACAAAUGUUAAUAAAUUUGCAGACACUAAUCCCACCCGGAUCAAUCAAGAUCAAUCCAAAGCUAUUAACAUUAUCAUUAAAUGAUUUAGUAUUACCAAAACAAGUUAAAUUGAAUUAUAUGAAGGUGAUCAGUUCUAUACAUCCUGAUAAAUUAGCUAGUCAAUUAUCAGGACAACUGGAGAAGGAUAAACGGAUUCAGUUGAUUUGUAAUGGAGUGUUUAUAUUAUUGAACGAACGGUGGGAAGUGUUUAGAAAGGAAGAAAAUAUAUAG
This is a messenger RNA of Lodderomyces orthopsilosis Co 90-125, 2397 nucleotides long. RefSeq names its product Fgr32p (gene FGR32). Gene Ontology annotation, molecular function: protein binding. The record is from RefSeq and is a predicted model, not a curated record. Lineage: Eukaryota; Fungi; Ascomycota; Pichiomycetes; Serinales; Debaryomycetaceae. The coding region runs from base 1 to 2397 and encodes 798 amino acids. The transcript has a single exon.